GGGGACCUGAAGCGCGACAGAGUCGGCGCGCUCGGAGCUCUCGCUUCCGCGGAGGCUGCGUCUGGUUCUCGGCGAAGGGCCUAAGAGGUCCAGUCGGCGGAACCCACCGGUCUCUGGGCCCAGAGCCCCCAGAGCCCCACGGCGCCCAGAGCCUGGAUCACAAAGUGCUGCAGCCUGGCUUCUUUGUCUUACCAACACAUCCCACGCGUCUGCGCGCGCUGAUGUUUGUGUCCAUCCUCUUUACUGGCCGCGAGUGGACUGUUUUGCCAACCAUGGCAUCUGGAGAUGACAGUCCUAUCUUUGAAGAUGACGAAAGCCCUCCUUACAGCCUAGAAAAAAUGACAGAUCUUGUAGCUGUUUGGGAAGUUGCUUUAAGUGAUGGAGUUCAUAAAAUUGAAUUUGAACAUGGGACUACAUCCGGCAAGCGAGUGGUGUAUGUAGAUGGGAAGGAAGAGAUAAGAAAAGAAUGGAUGUUCAAACUGGUGGGCAAAGAAACCUUCUGCGUUGGAGCCGCAAAGACCAAAGCAACCAUAAGUAUUGAUCCCGUCCGUGCUUUUGCUUAUGAAUAUACUCUGGAAAUUAAUGGGAAGAGUCUCAAGAAGUAUAUGGAGAACAGAUCAAAAACCACCAGUACUUGGGUAUUACAUUUGGAUAGUGAGGACUUUAGAGUUGUGUUAGAGAAAGACACUAUGGAUGUAUGGUGCAAUGGCAAAAAAAUGGAGACAGCGGGUGAAUUUGUAGAUGAUGGGACUGAAACUCACUUCAAUAUUGGGAAUCAUGACUGUUACAUAAAGGCUGUCAGUAGCGGCAAGCGGAAAGAAGGGAUUAUUCAUAGUCUCAUUGUGGAUAACAGAGAAAUCCCGGAGAUUCUGAAAUGACUUCAUGUUAAUGAAUUUUAAUCUUAAGAAGUAAAGAUCAGGACUUUUAAAUUACUGUGGUAAUUAAAUAUGCUUAGUAUGUACUUUUCAGUACAGCUAGUCACCCUGUUUUCAUUUUAUAGUUACUUGAAACUAGUGUUUUAAGCAUCAGGAAAAAAAUAUGUAUCAUAAAAAUUGCAAUCUAUUUUGUAAAUAAUAUAAAAUGUUUUAAAGUCAAAUGGAAAAUAAGAUAUGGACCAAAAAAUCACUAAUGUUUUACAGGAGCAACUUUUACUAUAAUAAACACUAUAAAAUAACAUCA
Molecule: messenger RNA, 1179 nt
Organism: Cervus elaphus (red deer)
Lineage: Eukaryota; Metazoa; Chordata; Mammalia; Artiodactyla; Cervidae
Product: fas apoptotic inhibitory molecule 1
Exons: 7
Coding region: 222-878 (218 amino acids)
Biological process (GO): negative regulation of extrinsic apoptotic signaling pathway via death domain receptors; canonical NF-kappaB signal transduction; positive regulation of neurogenesis
Source: RefSeq, a predicted model, not a curated record